AUGUUAUUUAGACAAAAGGAAAAAGUUCCUGAUAGAGGAAAAGAUAAUUUUCGUGAUUUUAUGAGAAGAGAAGGAGAAUCUUGUUAGUAAACUUAAAUGAAACUCUCAACAUUUAUACAUAAAACUGUUCCAAAUGAUUAAACAAAAUCUUAAUUAAGGUAUAUCAACCAUCAUUCCUAAGUUCUGCUCCAUAUGUUUUAGAUGGUUCAUUAAAAAUGUUUGGUAAUACAUGGGAUGCCAAACAUUUAGGAACAUUUCUUUAAAAAAGUUAAUUUGCUUCUAUUGAUGGAAAUCCUCUCAAAAAUACUGAACCAUUCUAAAAUAGCAUGAAAAAUUAAAGUUUUUUUUUCAGAAGCUAAUAAACUAGAAAUACAGAUAAUCAUGUUAUUAAUCUUCAUUAACAUACAAUUAAUCAUUUAAUUAGUGAUCAUCCAACCAUAAAAAAUGGAACCGAAUUUUUAGAAAAAAAACUACUUUCUGUACCUGAUAAAACAUUUGAUGAAUCUAAAUUAAAUUAUAUUACAGAAACAAAAUUGAAAAAACCCAAAGAAUAAUUUUAAGAUAUGGUAAUUGCUAAAGAAAAUAGAUUAAAAUUUCAAUAAUGGAGAUCAGAAUAUCAAGAUGUAAAUCGAGCAUUCAAAAAGGCUAAGUAAUGUUUUAAAAGUGGAUUGUAUGCUUUAGAUAAUCCAUUAAAUGAUAAUACUAAACUAUAUAAAGAAGAAAAUGCAAAAUUAAGAGGAAAAGAAUAAAAAAGUGUGAGAAACAAUUUGCAGAGAUAUAAAUGUAAUUAUCAAACUCAAUUACAUAGCACUUGAGAAAUUUAAUGCUAGUAAUCCUGCCAUUGAAUUUUAGAAUAUUGCUCAUAAACCAUUUAAUUCUAUAUAAUAAGAUCCUUUAUUAACAAAAAGUAGUUUCCCAUCAUAAAACUUUGAGUUACAUGAUUAAUGGAAGAAAAGAAAAAUGAUAGAAUAAAAUGUAGAUACAAAAAGUAGAAUAUUUGGUGAAAAUUCUUAAAAUAAAGUAAAUUCUCAAAGAACUGUCUUUUUGAGAGAAUAAGAACUUAGAGGCAAAAACUACAAUCCUGUGAACUUAACAAAAAGUUUAAUUGGUUGUUGA
Molecule: messenger RNA, 1116 nt
Organism: Paramecium primaurelia
Lineage: Eukaryota; Ciliophora; Oligohymenophorea; Peniculida; Parameciidae
Source: the annotation of a GenBank genome assembly